AUGGGACAAACUAUCACCACCCCCAAAAGUUUAACUUUGCAGCACUUCAAGGAAGUCCGUGACAUCGCCCACAAUCUCUCGGUGGAAGUGCGGAAAGGAAAGUGGGACAUCUUCUGCUCAUCUGAAUGGCCCACCUUUGACGUGGGCUGGCCACGAGAUGGCACCUUUAACCUAGAUAUUAUUUUGCAGGUGAAGGCCAAAGUCAUGAAUCCUGGGCCCCAUGGGCAUCCAGACCAAGUCUCUUAUAUCAUCACGUGGGAAUCUCUGGUCAAGGACCCCCCACCGUGGGUGAAGCCCUUCUUGCCUCCCCCUUGCCCAAAACCCACUCAUUCUGCCCCCCCUCUCCCGCCUCCAUUAGUUCCUACCCCAGUUAACUCCACCCUUUACCCAGUCCUUAUGAAACCUACUCCAGAAAAGGACCCUAGCCACAAGAAGACACCCCCAGUCCUGCCGGCGGAUGAUGGCCCUCUACUGGACCUGAUGACCGAACAACCCUCUCCUUACAGGGGCCCAAACCCGGCACAGGAACCAGGGGAGGCAACCGCCAGAGGGGGACCCCAGGGAGAGCCCCCCUCGUCCCCGGUGGCGGGACGCUUAAGGGGAAGACGAGAAGUCACUCCCGACUCCACAUCCCAGGCCCUACCGCUACGGAUGGGGCCUGACAGCCAGCUCCAAUAUUGGCCCUUUUCUGCGUCUGAUUUAUAUAAUUGGAAAAAUAAUAACCCUGCUUUUUCGAAGAAUCCCUCUAGGCUCACUGCAUUGAUCGAGUCUAUUUUAGUGACUCACCAGCCCACCUGGGAUGAUUGCCAACAGCUGCUCCAGACGCUGCUGACCACUGAGGAAAAGCAGCGGGUUGUCAUAGAGGCACGUAAAAAUGUUCCAGGAGACGAUGGACAACCCACCCAGCUGCCACACAGAAUAGAUGCGGCUUUUCCCUUGGAGCGACCGGAUUGGGACUUCUCCACUGAGCGCGGUAGGGAACGCCUACGUCAAUAUCGCCAGUUGCUCAUGGCGGGUCUCCGUGGGGCCGCAAAGCGCCCAACUAAUUUGGCCCAGGUUAAAUUAGUGACUCAAAAGUCUGAAGAAUCUCCCUCUGCCUUCCUAGAACGCCUCAAGGAGGCAUACCGUGUGUAUACUCCCUACGAUCCAGAUAGUCCGGAUCAGGCAACUAACUUAGCCAUGUCUUUCAUUUGGCAGUCAGCCCCAGAUAUUAGACGGAAGUUAGAAAGACUUGACAAUUUAAGAGAGAAUACAGUGCAGGAUUUGCUGAAGGAGGCAGAGCGGAUUUAUAACAAGAGAGAGACACAGGAAGAAAGGGACGAAAGGCUGAAGAGAGAGGCAGAAGAAAGGGAGAAUGUCAGGGAGCGGAAGAGAAAUAAAGAGUUUAGCAGGUUGUUGGCCACUGUAGUGACAGAACAAAGGCAGAGUAGACAGGACCUGGGAGGCCGUAGGGGUCCCCGACUGGACAAGGAUCAAUGCGCCUACUGCAAGGAAAGAGGGCAUUGGGCCCGAGACUGUUCCAAGAAGCCAAAGGGCCACCAAAAGGGACCUCAAAGACCCAAGCCUCAGACCAAUUUGCUCAAUCUGGAAGACUAGGGGUGUCGGGGUCAGGAGCCUCCCCCUGAACCCAGGAUAACUCUUAACGUGGGGGGGCAGCCUGUCACCUUCCUGGUGGACACCGGAGCCCAACAUUCGGUACUCACCACCUCACCGGGACCCCUAACUGACAAAUCAGCAUGGGUUCAAGGAGCAACCGGAGGAAAGAGGUACCGUUGGACUACCGAGAGGAAGGUACAACUUGCCACCGGUAAGGUAACUCACUCCUUUUUGCACGUCCCUGAUUGUCCCUACCCCCUGCUGGGGAGAGACCUACUUAUGAAACUUAGGGCACAAAUCCACUUUGAGGGGACUAAAGCCCAUAUUACCGGGCCGCAGGGACAGCCCUUGCAUGUGCUAACCAUGCACUUACAAGAUGAGUACCGGCUCCACGAGCCUGAGAAACCUGAGUCGCAGGAUGUGACUAGUUGGCUAGAGAAAUUUCCCCUGGCUUGGGUGGAGACUGGAGGAAUGGGUCUCGCCAUUCACCAACCGCCCUUGGUGAUUGCUCUAAAGGCAUCUGUGACUCCUGUCUCUAUCAAACAAUAUCCAAUGUCACAUGAGGCCUACCAGGGAAUCAGACCCCACAUUCAGAGACUUUUAGAUCAGGGCAUAUUGGUACCGUGCCAAUCUCCUUGGAAUACGCCUCUCCUUCCAGUCAAAAAGCCAGGAACAGGAGAUUAUCGCCCAGUACAGGACUUAAGGGAAGUCAACAAAAGAGUGGAGGACAUACACCCCACAGUCCCCAACCCAUACAAUCUGUUGACUGGGCUUCCCCCGAGAUAUGUUUGGUAUACAGUCCUGGACCUCAAGGAUGCUUUCUUCUGUUUGAGGCUCCACCCAAAGAGCCAAUCUCUUUUUGCCUUUGAGUGGAAGGAUCCAGAGCUGGGAAUAUUGGGCCAGCUUACUUGGACAAGAUUACCACAGGGGUUCAAAAACAGCCCCACCCUUUUCGAUGAAGCUCUACACCGGGACUUGGCUGACUUCAGGGUCCAUCACCCUACCCUAAUUUUACUCCAGUAUGUGGAUGACCUCCUCCUGGCUGCAGAAACUGAGAAAGAAUGUAAGGAGGGAACAGAGGCCCUUUUGAGAACUUUAGAAAUUCUAGGAUACAGGGCCUCAGCCAAAAAGGCCCAGAUUUUCCAAAGACAAGUUACUUAUUUGGGAUACCAGAUCAAAAAUGGGCAAAGGUGGCUGACCGAGGCACGGAAACAGACAAUUUUGGGAAUUCCAGAACCCAAAAAUCCGAGGCAGUUAAGAGAGUUCCUAGGUACGGCGGGGUUUUGCCGCCUCUGGAUCCCGGGGUUUGCAGAGAUGGCCGCACCACUCUACCCCCUUACCAAACAAGGGACUCUCUUCACUUGGGGGGAUGAACAACAGAGGGCCUACGCAUCAAUAAAAGAGGCCCUGCUAACUUCCCCUGCAUUAGGAUUGCCGGAUUUAAACAAGCCCUUUGAGUUGUUCGUGGACGAGAGACAAGGGUAUGCUAGAGGAGUCCUAACUCAAAAACUUGGACCUUGGAGGCGUCCGGUUGCCUACCUGUCUAAGAAACUCGACCCAGUGGCCUCAGGUUGGCCCCCUUGCCUACGGAUGGUGGCUGCGAUCGCCCUCUUGCUCAAGGACUCUGGCAAACUGACUAUGGGGCAGCCGGUAACUAUCCUGGCUCCACAUGCAGUUGAGGCCCUGGUAAAACAACCUCCGGGCCGAUGGCUCUCUAAUGCCCGCAUGACUCAUUACCAGGCUCUGUUACUAGACACUGAGAGAGUGCAAUUUGGUCCUGUGGUAGCCCUCAACCCAGCAACGCUGCUUCCCCUACCAGAAGGUCCAGAAGUUCAUGAUUGUCUCCAGAUACUUACAGAGGUACAUGGCACCCGACCUGACCUAACUGACCAACCCCUUUCGGAGGCUGACUUCACCUGGUUCACCGACGGGAGCAGUUUCCUGGACAACGGAGAGCGGAGAGCAGGGGCUGCGGUCACCACCGAAACUGAGGUAAUUUGGGCCAAGGCCCUACCACCUGGAACCUCAGCGCAACGGGCCGAACUCAUCGCCCUGACCCAAGCCCUCCGAAUGGCGGAAGGUAAGAAGCUAAAUGUCUAUAUAGACAGCCGUUAUGCCUUUGCUACUGCUCAUAUCCAUGGAGAAAUAUAUCGAAGAAGGGGACUGCUUACCUCCGAAGGGAAAGAGAUUAAAAAUAAGAUGGAGAUAUUGGCCUUGUUAGAGGCUUUGUUCUUACCCUCGAGGCUGAGCAUUAUUCAUUGCCCAGGUCACCAAAAGGGGGACAGCUUGGAAGCCAGGGGCAACCGCUUGGCGGACAUGACAGCCAGGGAAGUAGCGAUGCAAGGAAAUUCAGAGGCUCCCCGAAUGGGGGCCGCAUACAACCCCACAACAAGACUCUGGACUUUCAACGAGCGACCUGUGUGGCCCCUACAACAGACCCGGGACCUGAUCAAGUAUCUCCAUCAACUGACCCAUCUUAGCUUCAAAAAGAUGAAAACCCUCCUGGACAGAGAGGAAAACGCCCACUAUCUGCUAGGUAAAGAUAAAAUCCUACAAGAAGUAGCUGAAGAAUGCACGGCAUGUGCCCGAGUCAAUGCAAGCCGUAACAAGAUCGGUGCGGGGGUCAGGGUCCGAGGACACCGCCCUGGCACUCAUUGGGAGAUAGACUUCACCGAGGUGAAACCUGGACUCUAUGGGUACCGGUACUUACUGGUAUUUAUAGACACUUUUUCUGGGUGGGCAGAAGCCUACCCUACUAAACAUGAGACUGCCAGAGUUGUCACCAAGAAACUUUUAGAAGAAAUCUUCCCUAGGUAUGGAAUGCCGCAAGUACUGGGCUCUGACAACGGGCCUGCCUUCGUCUCCCAGGUAAGUCAGUCAGUGGCCACAUUGUUGGGGAUUGAUUGGAAAUUACAUUGUGCAUACCGCCCCCAGAGCUCAGGGCAGGUAGAACGUAUGAAUAGAACUAUUAAGGAGACUUUAACCAAAUUAACGCUUGCAACUGGCGCUAAGGACUGGGUAUCCCUCCUUCCCCUAGCGUUGUAUAGGGCUCGAAACACUCCGGGCCUCCAUGGGCUCACUCCUUUUGAGAUCUUGUAUGGCGCCCCGCCACCAGCUGCCCAUUUCUUUGACUCUGGAAUAGCCUCCUUUGCUGAUACCCCCUCUCUUCAAGCUCAUUUGCAGGCUCUACAGCUUGUGCAACGGGAGGUUUGGAAGCCUCUGGCGGCCGCGUAUCGAGAGCAGCUAAGUCAACCUGCGGUCCCGCACAAAUUCCAGAUUGGAGACGUGGUUUGGGUACGGCGACACCAGACAAGGAACCUGGAACCACGCUGGAAAGGACCUUACACUGUUCUGCUGACGACACCCACAGCUCUGAAAGUAGACGGCAUCACCGCCUGGGUCCAUGCCUCCCACGUCAAGGCCGCCACCCCUGAGCAGCCGCCUGACGCCUCGGACUCGGGAACCCGAUGGAAACUCCACCGCACUCAAAAUCCUCUCAAGAUAAGACUGACUCGGGGGGGGGGGGGCCAGCCCGACUGGGGAACCCCCGAGGUCGUGUACACUCCGGGGUCAAGCGCCCCCCAGCUAGAGGGCCGUCGCCCCAUAGUUCCGGGCUGUCGCAACGGGAUUGAGAGAGCAGACCUACAUGGUCAGGCAGGGAUCUAUGUCUGUCCGGGAAGUCAUAGGAACAAAAACCUCAACUAUAAAUGUGGGUGGGCAAAUGACUACUUUUGUGCCUCUUGGUCCUGUGAAACUACGGGAGACACCUACUGGGCUCCCUCCUCCAAUUGGGAUUAUAUAAUUAUUAAGAGAAAAGAUCGCCAGCCAGGGGCGACCCCCAAUUAUAUCCCAGGUCAAUUAAAGACAAAAUGUGCCACCAGUAGCACUACAAAGGGGUGGUGUAAUCCCCUGCUCAUUCAGUUCACUGAGCAGGGAAAGAAAGCGCCCUGGACAACUAGCACCAGGGGUUUUGAAUGGGGCAUCAGGCUUUAUAUGCACGGAUGGGAUAUGGGCCUUACCUUUAAACUCAAACUUAAAAAGACCUCACCCACAACUGCCUCUGUGGGACCCAACCCAGUCUUACAGGAGCCCUCUCUACCACGACCUCCACCCCGGCCAACAUCACCCCCAAGUACUUCCGUUUCUUCCCCCAGCUCCGCUCGGUUAAUUACAGGCCCCACAAUGCAACCUCAGCGACCUGGGUCAGGAGGUAGGCUCCUCGAUUUAAUAGCAGGAGCCUACCAGGUGCUAAACCGCUCCGAUCCCCACCUGACUCAAGAAUGUUGGUUAUGCCUGGUUUCUACCCCACCCUAUUAUGAGGGAUUAGCUAUAAUGGGCAAUUUCUCUAAUCAUACCACACCGCCAGCAACUUGCUAUCCCUCUGUUCAGCAUAAGCUAACCCUGUCAGAGGUAUCCGGGCAAGGACUUUGUGUAGGGACCAUACCUGCUGCCAGUCAGCCACUUUGUAAUUUCACUGCCCCUCUUACCUCAGGAAGUUAUUACCUGGCUGCCCCCAAUAAUACCUUGUGGGCCUGCAACACUGGCCUGACCCCUUGUAUAUCAGCCCAAGGCUGGAAUGAUAGUUCUGAAUUUUGUAUUUUAAUCGAACUAUGGCCUAAAAUAGUUUACCAUGAACCAGAAGAAGUUUAUAGGCACUUUGAAAAAGGGACUCGAUACCCUAGAGAACCUUUGUCUCUAACCCUGGCAAUAAUGCUGGGGGGACUAACGGUUGGGGGCAUAGCUGCAGGGAUUGGGACUGGGGCCACCGCCCUAUCAGCGACCCAUCAGUUCCUACAACUUCAACAAGCUAUGCAUGCCGAUCUACAGGCGUUAGAAGAAUCAGUAAGUGCCUUGGAGAAAUCCUUGACCUCACUGUCUGAGGUAGUUCUACAGAACCGUAGAGGGCUAGAUAUCCUCUUUUUGCAAGAGGGAGGACUAUGUGCGGCUCUAAAAGAGGAGUGCUGUUUCUAUGCCGAUCACACCGGACUAGUCAGAGACAAUAUGGCCAAACUUAGAGAGAGACUUAAUCAGAGAGAAAAGCUCUUCAAUGAAAGACAAAGUUGGUAUGAAAGCUGGUUCAAUAAGGCCCCCUGGUUCACCACUCUUGUUUCCUCUCUCAUGGGCCCCUUAAUUAUAAUUCUUUUAAUUCUACUUUUCGGGCCUUGCAUUCUAAAUAGGUUAGUUCAGUUUAUGAAGGACCGGCUCUCCGUCAUACAGACGUUAGUGCUAACCCAGCAGUAUCAUCAACUCAAGCAGCUGGAGACGGAGAUUGACUCUCCCUAGACCCACAGAAUGAAGGAUUCCAUUCUAAGCUAGAAGAAAAAUGGGGGAAUGAAAGAAUAAAGUCCUAGCAUAAUGCUGACCCUGCUCACAAUCUGCCUUCCCGCCUUCCCAGUUCCGGAUACGUGACCCUGCUCACAAUCUGCCUUCCCGCCUUCCCGGUUCCGGAUACGUGACCCUGCUCACAAUCUGCCUUCCCGCCUUCCCUGUUCUGGGUACGUGACUUAACUACGGCUUUGUUCAAACCACCCAAUCAAACCCCUGUAACUAUGCUUCUCGCUUCUGUAACUGC
Messenger RNA from Meriones unguiculatus (Mongolian gerbil), 7168 nucleotides. RefSeq lists its product as uncharacterized. The record is from RefSeq and is a predicted model, not a curated record. Gene Ontology annotation, molecular function: zinc ion binding; nucleic acid binding; aspartic-type endopeptidase activity. Lineage: Eukaryota; Metazoa; Chordata; Mammalia; Rodentia; Muridae. Gene Ontology annotation, biological process: proteolysis; DNA integration; virion assembly.